CCCGCGUUUCUGCUCUUCUUCUUUUCUUCUCCCCUGCACCCGACCAGCCCCCCCCAAGCUGUCGAUAGUUUCCCUUGUGAAACUCGGCAAAAAGCUUGAAUUUCUCUUCUUUUCAUGUUAAAUCACGAGAUUUGGGGCUUAGAAUCUUCCCUCUCAACCCAGAAAUCCCGGAUCUGCUCUGCUUCUUCCUCCCUUGUCCGUCGGGUUCUGCUGGGUUUGAAUCCUUCGGCUUUUUCUGGUAAGAUUUAGCCAUGAAUUCAUCUCUUUAGCUUUGAAUUUGGCUUGGGUUUACCUUGAAUUGUGUUUUGGUUUUUGGAUUGGGUAGCCGCGAGUUCCCCUGCAGAAUUUCUUCUUCUUUGCCGCCGGCUUCUCCCCCCUGCUAGGCUCGGUUUUGCUUGUUAAAUUCUGGUAUGUGACAGCCCUCCAACCCCGAAUUUGUCCGUUGAUUUGCUGCCUUGAAUCUUGAAUUUUCUGCCUUUGAUUUGCCCUUGUACUGUUCGGGAAUUUCUGUUGAAAUUGGGAAUGAAUUUUGGUAGCUUUAAGCUAUGUUUUUAAGUGUGGUUUAAGUAGAAAAUUAGCUUGAGUUGGCCUGUAGUGAUUUUUGGAGAAAACCCGUGAGAUUAUUUUGGAGGAUUGCAGUUACUGUUCACGGGCACUGUUCACGGGCACUGUUCACACAUCGAGGGUCAAUAAUUAACGGGGAUUUAAAUGAUUAGUUUGUGAUAUAAGAAUGAAUGCGGAGAUGUCCGGUUAUGUGAAGAUUGAUAGAAAUAGCACCGUGAUUAGGGGUAGUCCCGAUGAUGAUUUUACUUUGAAUUUGUGGUAGCGCGGUAUUAAUUGUGGAAUAUUGUGAUUAAGUUUUGAUCGUUCUGUCACCGUAGCGCUUGGGUUAGCCUUCGGUUCUGUGCGAGUGAGGUAAGUAAAUUAUGGUAAAGCCCUUCGAUUUUAAAGCAUGAUUUAAACUGUUUUUGAGAUGGUGGCAAGGUUUAAAUUGAUUUUUAAUUGAUUUUAUUUGCAUCUGAGUGUGAUUAAACUGAAAUGAGAAUUUUGAUGAUUUUCAUGAAAAUUAUUGUUUUCUGGAAGUGAGCAUGAUUGGAAUGAAAAAGUGAGAAUUUC
Rubroshorea leprosula is the source of this 1116-nucleotide messenger RNA. NCBI's taxonomy places the organism in Eukaryota, Viridiplantae, Streptophyta, Magnoliopsida, Malvales, Dipterocarpaceae. The record is from the annotation of a GenBank genome assembly.